UCCAGCAAUAUUGCAUAUAUUUAGAUGCCGGUUCAAAGCUAAGCUUGGUGUGGUGGGCGUUUGUGUUUGUUAAUUUCUUGACGUUGCCUAAGCUCAGCUCUACAAUAUUUGGUGUGUUUUAAGUUCUUUGGGUGGAUAUAUAAUAUAUAUGUGUGUGCUAAAAGUGGCGGAAAAAGACCAACGUGCCGCAAGGCAUAGCAAUACUGGGACAGAGCAUAGCAUUGAAGAAUGGCUCUACGAGCCCCUUGUUUUUUCACAACAGCUGCAGCAGCAACAACGACAACGCGGGGGCGGCAGCGGUGGUGGAGGAGGAGGGAGUGAAAUAUUAGCUUCCGCCGGGUCGUCAAUGCUGCUGCGGUUGGAUAGGGAGAGAGAGAUGUCUGCCAUGGUAUCGGCUUUGGCGCAUGUGGUGGCUGGGGAUGAGGAGCUGGCAGCUGCAGAGAGUAGUUUGGUAAUUAAUAGACAGAGUGAAGAUGUUGGUGGUGGUUUGAUUUCAUCAAGCGUAGGUGGUUCGGAUUCUGGGACGAAGAGAGGACGAGAAGAAGAGGAAGGUUGUGGUAGCCAGUCGGUUACCAGGCUUUGUAGAGCUUUUGGUGAAUUUCCACGGCAGAGCUCUUCCCCUGUUUUAGGAGUAUCUGCAGAAGGCUCAAGCACAACACCACCAACACAAACAGCAUUCCCUCCAAGCACAUUUGUAUACAGCGCUACCCAAAUAGCAGAACCAAUAAGAAGAAGAUACAGAGGAGUAAGGCAGAGGCCAUGGGGCAAAUGGGCAGCUGAAAUCAGAGACCCCUUCAAGGCUGCAAGAGUGUGGCUAGGCACAUUUGAAACAGCAGAGGCCGCUGCCCAAGCCUACGACGAAGCCGCCCUCCGGUUCAGGGGCAACAAGGCCAAGCUCAACUUCCCUGAAAACGUCCGGCUCCGAACACCGAUUGCCGAUUCUCCGGCCACCCAACUGACAAUUUCUGCUCCUUCCAAUACCCUUUUGUCCGUUGCUACAUCCACCGAGCCUAUUGUCCACUCUCAAGCAUUCCAAUCCAUGCAGCAUUCUUCUCAUGAGGCUUCAAGAAACCUUCUAAGCUACUGUAAGCCGGUUGAUGUGCAGAGGCAGCAACCUAUGAGCCUUUAUGAUCAGAUGCUUCUGUCAUCCCCUGCAACUCCAUCUGUUUCUUCAUCUUCUUCUUCUCCACUUGCCUCCUCUGUUUCUUCAUCUUCUUCUUCGCCACCACCACCUGCUUUCUCUUCACUUUUUUGGACUCAGUCUUCGCUUCCCCUAAGACCGGCCACAAGUGAUCAGAAUAGUACAGCUGCUGAUUUUCAAUCGAAGCAAUGGUCCAGCUCUAGUCAUUAUAGUGCCCCCUUCUCAAGAUGAUUUCAUUAACAUCCCUUUUUUUUUUUCUUUUUCUAAACUUCUUGACCAUAAUUGUUUUUCACUGAUUAUGAUAUUGUUGCUGCUGAGCCUUGUUAUGAAAUAUAUGCACAAUUUUAUUUUUUUUGUCU
Molecule: messenger RNA, 1500 nt
Organism: Prunus mume (Japanese apricot)
Lineage: Eukaryota; Viridiplantae; Streptophyta; Magnoliopsida; Rosales; Rosaceae
Product: ethylene-responsive transcription factor ABR1-like
Biological process (GO): ethylene-activated signaling pathway; regulation of DNA-templated transcription
Molecular function (GO): DNA-binding transcription factor activity; DNA binding
Source: RefSeq, a predicted model, not a curated record